AUGGAUCUCUUGACCUAUUAUGAUGUGCAUGUCAACUUCACUUGGGAAGAGUGGACUUUGCUGGAUCCUUCCCAGAAGAAUCUCUACAAAGAGGUGAUGACUGAGACCUACAGGAACCUCACUACUAUAGGUUACAGUUGGGAAAAUCAUAAUAUUGAGGAACAUUUCCAAAAUUCUAGAAGACAUAUAAGGUAA
Molecule: messenger RNA, 195 nt
Organism: Peromyscus eremicus (cactus mouse)
Lineage: Eukaryota; Metazoa; Chordata; Mammalia; Rodentia; Cricetidae
Product: zinc finger protein 120-like
Exons: 3
Coding region: 1-195 (64 amino acids)
Biological process (GO): regulation of DNA-templated transcription
Source: RefSeq, a predicted model, not a curated record